Ilex paraguariensis (yerba mate) is the source of this 1020-nucleotide messenger RNA. The record is from the annotation of a GenBank genome assembly. Lineage: Eukaryota; Viridiplantae; Streptophyta; Magnoliopsida; Aquifoliales; Aquifoliaceae.
AUCCAUUCCACUGCACCAUUCACAUACCAAUCUCAAACUAAUUUGUCUCUCCCUCUCAUUCACCGCAUCUUAAAUAUCAGUCCAACCAACCCACCAUGAUUACUGAAACAACUAAACCAGAUCCUGCUGCAUUGUUGCCCGAUGAAGAUGAUCAGAAGCAAAAACAUAGCGAGAUCAGAGAGAUGAUCUCUGCACUCACUCGUCGCUUUGCCGAUCUUCAAUAUGUUAACAAACCUGGAGCCGGAGGUACAACAAGCCACCACCAUGAUCAGGAUGAUGAGGAUGAUCAUGGUGUGAGAAUCAUCACGCUCGCUGGAAGCAAUUAUGGAGCCACAAUUCGAAGCGAGUUGGAGGAUAUCAAAGCCAGCAACAGCAGCCCUCAAUUAGGUGUGUCACUUGGAGGAGGGGGAGAUGAUCAGGAGCAUGAAGAAUCACUGAGUACCUACGUGAAUAGCAAUUUCCAAGCCAUCAACAAUUCAAUCAUAAUGGGUGGUGGCUACUCCAGCAACGAUCCUGGUGUUCAUGUGGACGUCUCCGAAUACAUGGAACAUCAAGCCCACCGCAAGCAAGAAAAGAAGGUCGACGGCAAGAGGAAAGACAAGGAAACCUACAAAAGCGACCAACAUUCCCAGUAUGCUGAUUAGGCUUAAUUGUUACCCCCAUCAUCGCAUACAUCGUACUAGUACAGGUGGUGCAUGGGAUGAAUAACCUAUUAAUUACAACUUAUACUCUUUGCCUUAGCUACCGUACGUAUUUAAGUCUGCAUUAUUAUAAAUAAGUGGGUGUUCACUCUAACUCCCUAUACUUAUUCAUCGAAGCUUCCCGUUGGGGGUGUAUUGUAUUAAGACUUUGACCGUGAGUAUAUCAGCUUCAUCGUAAUAAGGUUUCUAUCCUCAAGUGAGGACAUGUGUUUCCUCUUCUAUUAAAAGUACAAUUAUAAGUUAAAGUUUACUGUGUACAUGUAUUUAUUGCCGGAGAAUAAUGGGUCUAUCUGGUAUGUUCUAAUCUCAAAUAUAAUAU